AGCGCUUGUACCGCCGCAUUGUCGGAGAAAAUCAACAGAACCCGAGCAGCUCUAGCAUCUCUCCCUUUCCUCCACGAUGAUAAACACCCCUGGUUUCAUGAAAUGAGAGGUCUAACCGGCGGCCUUCGGUCGCGGAUGGCGAUGGACCCGUCAUGGAGUAACCAACUAGUUGGAUACCCUAGAGAACCGAGUCGGAGUCUCGGAGAUGGGACAGGAGGAAGCUCUCCUAUAGUGGUGGCGAAUCUGGUGAAAGCUCGAUUGCAAGAAUUGGUCUGCAGCGAGACACGAUCCGGAGCUAGAGUAACAAGACGGGGCGAAAUUCAUUCCAAGUCUUGGAAGCAGAACCUGUGGCGUUUCCAGUCAGCUUAUACGAACGGAACAUGCCAUACGGUAGCUACUCUGGUUAUGGGGCAAGCACACAUGCACAGCUGGAUGACAGAGAGCACAUAUCUAAGUACCAUUACCAUUCGAAAGAAAGAUUGGACAGACCCCACGUCGUCCGAUGACUGCGUUAUGAUACCGGUAUACAUACGAGGAAAAAGGACCUUAAGGGAAUGUCAAUUUGGUGGGAGGUUUAUGCACGAGCGACAGCAUCACCCCCCCGCGUCAUUAAAAAUUAAAUGGAGGACCCACCGACAGCAGAUCAUGGGACGGGUGGAAAGAAGUCCGCUACGAUUUUUCCUUGAUUUCAUGCAACUACGACUGCCAGCUGGAAGCAGGAAGGAAAGAGGGAUGCAGGAAGGAAACUUGAGGGAUGCAGGAAAGAAGGGAUGCAUGAAGAAAAGAGGGAUGUAGGAAGGAAAGAGGGAUGGGGGAGGAGAAGGAAUGUGCCGCUGGAUGGUGGGGGCGCUGGACGCCAAUGCAUAGCGUCCUGCGCAUGAUCCUGACUCUCGAGCUCUCCGCCCUAUUUUUCACCAACGCCUCGCCCAACAUCCACAACGCAUUCUCAGCCAACUGCA
Tricharina praecox is the source of this 959-nucleotide messenger RNA. RefSeq lists its product as uncharacterized. NCBI's taxonomy places the organism in Eukaryota, Fungi, Ascomycota, Pezizomycetes, Pezizales, Pyronemataceae. The coding region runs from base 103 to 795 and encodes 230 amino acids. The transcript is spliced from 4 exons. The record is from RefSeq and is a predicted model, not a curated record.